CUUCCAUCCACUUAGCGUAUUCCUCUUCGUCCGUUUCUUCUUCCUAUCAGCGCCGCCCCAUCUCUUGUUGCGAUGAAGUUCAACCCUAGAGUUUCGAGCUCCCGUCGGAAGUGCCGGAAGGCGCACUUUACUGCUCCCUCUAGCGUCCGUCGGAAGCUGAUGAGCGCUCCUCUGUCAUCCGAUCUUCGUGGGAAGUACAGCGUUAGGUCAAUGCCCGUGAGGAAGGACGACGAGGUGCAGGUGGUGCGCGGGACAUACAAGGGCCGAGAGGGAAAGAUCGUUCAAGUCUACCGCAAGAAAUGGGUUAUUCAUAUCGAGCGCAUCACACGUGAGAAGGUUAAUGGAUCAACAGUCAACGUUGGCAUCGACCCCUCUAAGGUCGUCAUCACCAAGCUUAAGCUCGACAAGGACCGAAAGUCUCUCCUCGACCGCAAGGCUCGCGGCCGCGCUGCUGACAAGGCCAAAGGAAAGUUUUCGGCUGAAGAGGUGGCGGCUGGCGCUGCUCCAUCUCUCCAGGAAAUCGAUUGAUUUGCUUGAUUAGAAGGAAUUCCUAUCUCGGGGUGAUCUCCCAUUUUAGUUUCUGUCGUUGAUAAGGUUUUGGGAUAGUUAAAAAAUUGUGCCCUUUGUUUACAUUCGGUUGUUGAGUAAGUUUCUGUAGUUUAAGUGUUUCUUUUUCUGAUGGAGUUUGAUGAUAUAUUAGCGGAUCUGAACUCGUCUAUUUAUGUUGUUUUCAUUAAAUUGCCAGCCUUUUGGUAUUUUUAUUGCUA
Molecule: messenger RNA, 767 nt
Organism: Dendrobium catenatum
Lineage: Eukaryota; Viridiplantae; Streptophyta; Magnoliopsida; Asparagales; Orchidaceae
Product: 60S ribosomal protein L26-2-like
Exons: 1
Coding region: 73-528 (151 amino acids)
Biological process (GO): cytoplasmic translation; ribosomal large subunit biogenesis
Cellular component (GO): ribosome; cytosolic large ribosomal subunit
Molecular function (GO): RNA binding; structural constituent of ribosome
Source: RefSeq, a predicted model, not a curated record